This is a messenger RNA of Pelodiscus sinensis (Chinese soft-shelled turtle), 659 nucleotides long. NCBI's taxonomy places the organism in Eukaryota, Metazoa, Chordata, Testudines, Trionychidae. The record is from RefSeq and is a predicted model, not a curated record.
AUCAUUGUCUUUGAGCAAGAAAAUUUCCAAGGUCACUGCCAUGAACUUAAUGCCGCUUGUUCCAAUUUGAAGGAGGCCGGAAUGGAGAAGGUUUGCUCCAUCCUAGUACACUAUGGACCCUGGGUUGGCUAUGAACAGCCAAACAGCAAAGGUGAGCAAUUUGUGUUUGAAAAGGGCGAGUAUCCCCGCUGGGAUUCCUGGACCAACAGCCGGAGAAGUGACACUAUCGGUUCCCUGAGACCCAUCAAAGUGGACAGUCAGGAACACAAGAUCGUGCUCUAUGAAAACCCCAGCUUCACCGGCAAGAAGAUUGAGAUCAUAGAUGACGACGUGCCCAGCUUCCAUGCCCAUGGCUACCAGGAGAAAGUGUCGUCGGUGCGGGUGCAAAGCGGCACCUGGGUCGGAUACCAGUACCCUGGCUACAGAGGCUACCAGUACCUGUUUGAAAAGGGGGACUAUAAGGACAGCUCAGAAUUUGGUGCCCAGCACCCCCAGAUUCAAUCCGUCCGGCGCAUCCGGGACAUGCAGUGGCAUCAGCGAGGGGCCUUUCACCCCACCAACUGAGGCCUCUCCCCUCUCCUGAGUGCCCGGAGGAGGAAGGAAACCAGAACGAGCUUGUAUGUGACCUGCUGCUGUUUCCCAAAGGCCUUGCUCUGCCG